AUGGCGUCCCGCGACGACUACUUAGUCGGGUGGGUUUGCGCGCUGCCGGUAGAGGUCGCGGCAGCCAAAGCGACGCUUGAUCAUAUUCAUGAUAUCCUACCUCCGGAUCAAAACUCGGACGACAGCAACAACUACAUUCUAGGAAGUGUCCAAGGCCACAAUGUCGUGAUCACGUAUCCAACUUCUGGCGUGUAUGGCGAGACGUCGGUGGCGAGCGUGGCUACGCAGUUGCACGCGAACUUCAAAUCGGUUCGGUUCACUCUGAUGGUUGGCAUUGGGGGAGGAGUUCCGGAUUCCAAGGAGGAUAUUCGUCUUGGCGAUGUCGUUGUGAGCAAAUCAACAGCUGGCUGGCCGGGUGUCGUCCAAUACGAUGUGAACGGAGAGCGAGCGGAGAAGCAGGAGGAAUCGAAUCGCGGCAGAGCGCCAGAUCAGCCAACACCAGUACUUCUCACAGCUAUGGGAAAGGCCGAGACUGCCGCCAUCUUUGAGGAAAGCCAGAUGCCCAAGUACAUGUCAGAGAUUGUGCAGCAAGACCCCGUCACCUUUGCCCAUCCAGGCCCAGAGCAGGACGUCCUCUUUUCACCGGAUUAUCAUCACGCAACCAUCGAGUCAGAAGAGGACGGAUGCGACCAUUGCGACCCGGAUAGGAUCCGGCCCCGGCAACCACGAGAGACUCAGGAUCCUAUAGUCCAUUAUGGCCCGAUUGUUUCCAGUCGUCAUCUCAUACGCCACGGAGCGAGUCGAGAUGAGUUGGCGAAUAAGCAAGGUGCCCUCUGCCUGGAGACGGAGGCGGCUGGCCUUGAGGAUGCCGCAAAAUAUUUGAUCAUUCGAGGAAUCUGCGACUACGCAGACUCGCACAGCUCCAAGCUCUGGCACGCCUACGCCGCCGCUGCUGCUGCAGCAUGCGCGAAAGAAGUCCUUUCGUUCAUACCCGCC
This is a messenger RNA of Trichoderma citrinoviride, 936 nucleotides long. RefSeq names its product purine and uridine phosphorylase. The annotation marks the transcript as partial. The transcript has a single exon. Gene Ontology annotation, biological process: nucleoside metabolic process. The record is from RefSeq and is a predicted model, not a curated record. NCBI's taxonomy places the organism in Eukaryota, Fungi, Ascomycota, Sordariomycetes, Hypocreales, Hypocreaceae. Gene Ontology annotation, molecular function: catalytic activity.